AUGCUGGCAGGAGAGCGUCCAGGAGAGGCAGCACAGGGUUCCGGGCUCAACCCGCCUCCGACUCACACGAUGCCGAUUUCGCAGGGACAGACGGCGCCGACCUCCGAGAUGCAGCCGGCGGCCGACCGGGUGGACAGCUGGAUCAGGUUCCAGCAGGCCUGCUUGCCUGCGCAGGCGCUGCCCGAGUCCCCUGGGCGGCCCCACAUGGUAGUGCUCAAGGUCGGGAAGAUCUCCGCCGUGGAGGUCCCCAUCGAGCCCAGCGGCAAUGCCAAUCAAGGUAAGCCAGCGACGAAGGAGCCCCUCCUCGCCAGCAUCGCGGAGAAGGAGGCGGACCAGGCCCUCCACGUGCACGUCCGGUGCUCCUUGGUGCACCUGCCGCCUUCGGGGGCGCCCUCGGUGUACGGGUCCACCUUCCACGGACCGCGGCUGCGGACCUCGCAGGUGCUGGCGCCCGCCAAAGGCCAAGACCGGAAGCUGGAGGUCACCUGCCAGGCUAAUCCGCCGCAGCUGUUCUUCUUCCACACCCGCUCGCUGGGCAGCAGCUUCCGGUUGCUGGUGGAGGUCGUGGCACGAACGUCGCCCUUCAUCCUCAGAGACGCCCACCUCCCUGUCGGCACCACGAGCGCCCCUUGUUGGCAGGUCGCCAGCCCCCAGCCGCGGGCGCCAGCAAAGGCGGUGAAGCAGCAGGUGCCGAAGCAGCCGAAGAUGGAGGAGGUAGAGCCAGGGAUGGCACUGCAGGUGAUCAGCGACGAGAAGACACUGGCCAAGCAGGGCAAGGACGUAAAGUCGCAGGCGAUUGCCCGCACAAUGGCAGAGUGGAAGACGCUGGCGGGCAAGCAGGUCCAGGUGCUCGAGAAGAACGCUGGCGACAAGACAGUGCGAUGCCAAAUACAGGGCCACACUAGCCCUUGGCUCCUCCCGCUGUCGGUGCUGCGGACAGUUGUUUCGCCCACCACGCCGUCGACCGCAUCGGAGGAGCCAGACACGGAGGGCAUGGUGCCGCUGGGGUGGGCGCUGCUGAGGUUUGACCUCGCCAGCGAGGUCCCCCAGCCGAUCCAGGGGCGCGACCUCCUUCCCGGGAGCCUGCGGGAGCACCUGACCCAGCAGGCGCUGGGCAGCCCGAAGGCGUCGGACGCCAGCCGGCUGGCGGAAUUGGAGUUCUGGCUGGCAACGACCACGGGCCAGAAGGAACCGCGACACGUGGGCGCGCUGGACUGCGAGUUGGAGGUCAACUCGGUGCCUCUCGCGGCCACAAAUGUGGCCAUGACGCUGGUGCCCGAAAAUCUGCCUGCAGCAGCCGGUGCACCUCGCCUGGGCGGGUUGCGCUGCCUUCCCGCGCCGCCCCUCGGCGGGAUGCGCCUCACGGCGGACCUGCACGACGAGGCCCUCUUGGAGGACGUGAGGCUCACGCUGCCCGACAGGUGGAGGGACGAGUUCCUGAAGCAGCUGCCGCCGCCGAGGGAGGGCCUGGAGGGCUCGUGGCGGCUGCUCGCGCCCGGGCUCCAGGCCCUCGCCGGCGGGCACAACGGGCUCCGCUGGCUGCGGCUGCCAGGACAGCGGGGCCAGCCCCCGCCGCCCGGCUGCCAGCCGAACGGCGACGAGGCGGGCCCGGCCUGGACCCUGCCCCUGCACUGGCCGGCGCAGCGGACGGCCUCCCAGCCCGGGCAGCCGGAGGACGCGGAGCGAUACGUGCACAGGCCCCAGUCGCGGUGCCGCUGCUGCUGGUGA
Messenger RNA from Prorocentrum cordatum, 1728 nucleotides. The record is from the annotation of a GenBank genome assembly. NCBI's taxonomy places the organism in Eukaryota, Dinophyceae, Prorocentrales, Prorocentraceae.